Molecule: messenger RNA, 2865 nt
Organism: Balaenoptera ricei (Rice's whale)
Lineage: Eukaryota; Metazoa; Chordata; Mammalia; Artiodactyla; Balaenopteridae
Gene: LTK
Product: leukocyte receptor tyrosine kinase
Biological process (GO): cell surface receptor protein tyrosine kinase signaling pathway; regulation of neuron differentiation; positive regulation of kinase activity
Cellular component (GO): signaling receptor complex
Molecular function (GO): ATP binding; transmembrane receptor protein tyrosine kinase activity
Source: RefSeq, a predicted model, not a curated record
AUGGGUGCCAUUCUCUGCUCCAGCUUAGGGUCCCAGGCACCUUUUCCCCCGUCCUCGCCCUUGCCCCUGCCAGUUCCAAGCCCCUGGGACCUGAACAUCACCACACCGCCUAGCCGCUUUGAGCCAGCCUCUCCCCUGAUUCCCCCAGGCACGGAGGGGCGUUGGCUGUUCUCCACCUGCAGGGCCAGCAGCUGACACGGGCCCACACAGUGUGGCCGGGACUACACCGGCAGCAGUGUGGUGGUGAGUGGGGCCGCCGGGCCUCUGAAAGGCGUGCAGUUGUGGUGGGCGCGGGGCGCCGGCCAGUAUCUGAUCUCAGCCUAUGGAGCCGCAGGCGGCAAAGGUGCCAAGAACCACCUGUCACCGGCGCCUGGAGUCUUCCUCUCCGCCGUUUCCCCCCUUGGUCGCGGGGAGCUGCCUUACAUCCUCGUAGGGCAGCAGGGAGAGGACGCCUGUCCGAGGGGAGCCAGGAGAGCCAGCUCGUUCUGCCUCGGAGAGUCUCCGGCCGCUGAGGAGCACGCGGCGACGGAGGGGAUCAGAGGGGUUCCGGGGUCGCGGAGCUGGGCAGGAGUCGGAGCGGAUGGGGGUGCCGCCGCCGUCUUUCGGCUGCGCGCCCGCGAGCUGGAGCCGCUGCUGGUGGCGGCCGGAGGAGGCGGUCGGGCGUACCUGAGGCGGCAGGACCGAGGCCGGACUCAAGCCACCCCCGAAAAACUGCAGAACCCCUCGGCGGCGCCGGGAAGCAGCUGGAGAGGCGGGGCGGCGGGUGGAGGGGACGGCUGGACGUCGCGGGCCCACUCUCUGCCGGCCGGCUGCUCACCGCGGGAGGGGGCGGAGAGUGGCCAGGGCUGCAGGGAGGCCUGGGCUACGCUUGGCUGGGCCUCAGCCGGCGGCUUCAGGGGAGACGGCGGCGGCCACCCGGGUAGGUGAACUUUUGGGGAGGGCACCUGGGCAGCCCCAAGAGGGGGCGAUGCCUCAGAGACUGACAUCCUCUGGGCUGAUGGGGAAGAUGGGGUAUCCUUCAUACACCCCAACAGAGAGCUCUACUUGCAGCCUCUUUCUUUUACUUAUAGUCAUGGAGAGGUGGAGAUUCGAUUAUACCUCAAUCGUGGUCACUCUUUGAAAAUCUGCCAGUGGCAGGCAGAGCUCCAGUUGGCCAGAUGCAUGUGCCCAGAUGGCAUGGAGCUGGCUGCAGAUAACAUCACCUGCAUGGGUAUACCUGCCCACCCCUUAGACCCUUUGAUUCUGAUGGUGGCUGUGAUGUUGAUCUUGACACUGAGACUCCCUAUGGUGUGUGGGGUCCUGAUUCUGGUGAACCAUAAGAAGUGGCAGGGCCUGUGGUGGAUGAGGCUGCCAGGCCCUGAGCUCCAGCUGAGCAAGCUCACCUCCACCAUCAGGACAACCCCCAACCCCUACUACUUCCAGGUGGGGCUUGGCCCGUCCUGGCCUCUGCCCCCAGGGCUUACGGAGGUUUCCCCUUCCAACCUGUCUUCCUGCAGAGCCCUGGGCCAUGGUGCCUUCGGAGAGGUCUAUGAGGGACUGGUGAUUGGCCUUCCUGGGGACCCCAGCCCCCUGCAGGUGACUAUCAAGACUCUGCCAGAACUCUGCUCUCAAUAGGACCAGCUGGAUUUCCUCAUGGAGACACUAUCAUCAGGUACACCUGGGGCCAGGGGCAGGCCCAUCAGAACACUGCGCUGCGUGGGGCUUAGCAUCCAGGCUGCCCCUGGCCUAAUUCUGCUGGAGUUGAUGUCUGGAGGGGACAUGAAGAGUUUCCUGAGGCAUAGGUGGCCACACCAGGGCCAGCCAUCACCUUUGGCCAUGCAAGACCUUCUCCAACUGGCUUGGGACAUAGGCCAGGGUUGCCACUACCUGGAGGAAAAUCACUUCAUCCACAGGGACAUUGCUGCCAGGAACUGCCUGCCGAGCUGCACCAGACCCAGCCAAAUGGCCAAGACUGGGGACUUCGGGAUGGCAAGCACUGUCUACAGGGCCAGUUAUUAAGGCAAGGGAAGCCAAGUUCUGCUGCCUGUCAAGUAGAUGCCUCCAGAGGCCUUCCUGGAGGGCAUCUUCACAUCCAAGACAGACUCCUGGUCUUUUGGAGUGCUGCUCUGGAAGAUCUCACUGGACUACAUGCCCUACCCUUGGCCCACCGAUCAGGAGGUGCUGGACUUUGUCAUCUGAGGGGGAUGGAUGGACCCUCUCAGGGUCUGUCCAAGGCCUGUGUACCAUAUCAUGACCCAGUGCUGGCAGCAUCAGCUUGAACUUCACCCUAGUUUUGCCAGCAUCUUGGAGAACCCUGAUGUGCUGAAUUCACCCCUUCCGGUGGAACUGGGACCCAUCCUGGAGGAGGAAGGGGCUGGAGCCUAUCUAUCUUUGGGGGGCCUAAGAUGUCCACAGACCCAAGAACCAAGUCCGGGGAGCUUGAAGAGCUGGGGAGGGAGCCUCCUUGGCCCCUGCCUCAAGCCCUCCAAAUCCAGGGGUCUCCAACCUCAGAACCUUUGGAAUCCCACCUAUGGUUCCUGGGUCCCAAAGGGCCCUGAGGGUGAGGACUCUGGCACUGAGGGUAGCAGUUCCUCCCUGCACUCCUCCCCAGGCUUCUAGGUGGCUUAUGUUCCAAGUAGCCUCUGUCCCCCACAGUCCGUGCUGUAUGUCUGGGCCUGUCUUAGGGCUGGCCUGGCACCAUGGACCCUCCAUCCUGGAAACCAGUCUCAGGCCUCCUGGGCAAGAGUCUGGCCACUCCCAGCCUUUGAUAUUUGGGACCAGAGGAUACUCCCCCAACUCCCAGGUGUAGGUGGGGAAUUGAAAUUGCCUCCUGCAGGAAGCCUUCUCCAGAUUGCCUUUACCCCGCUAGCGUCCUCCAUCUGGGCA